Molecule: messenger RNA, 9427 nt
Organism: Cinara cedri
Lineage: Eukaryota; Metazoa; Arthropoda; Insecta; Hemiptera; Aphididae
Source: the annotation of a GenBank genome assembly
AUGAAAAGAACUAAUAGACGAAAUCGGACUAUUAGAACACCCGAAAACGUGGACAGAGUAAGGUAGAAUUCAUUGCGGAGCCCCAACCGUUUUGUCCGUUUGCGCGCCGUUUCUCAUUGGGUCAACGAAUUAACUGUACGUCGGAUCUUAAAAAUUGAUUUACCGUUUCAUCCCUAUAAAACCUAAGUUUGCUACAGUUAUUGACAGGUGAUUACCAACAGCGUGUUAAUUUUAUUCAGUUCAUGAUAGAACUUAUUGACAAUAAUGACAACAUGAUUUUGUUUAUGAGUGACGAGGCUCAUUUCCACUUGAAUGGUUAUGUCAAUAAUGUCACUACUGGUCCUCGUAAACCCACAACAGUUGCAUGAGGAACCUCUGCGUACUCCAAAAGUCAUAGUUUGGUGUGCAAUAGGCGUACCGUAAAUUAUUGGCCCUUAUUUUUUCGAGGACGACGUAUAAACGACCACUUUAAAUUCAGAGCGUUACAACGAAAUGCUGACCUAAUUUUUUUUUCCUAAGCUUCAACGAUGGCAUGUCUGUGUCAGAAAAGUGUGAUUUUAACAAGAUGAGGCAACAUCACAUACAGCUCGUGCCUCAUUUUUUCGCCAAAAAUUCGCCGGACGUCUUAUUUCGCGCUUUGGGGACAUUCGUGGCCCCCUUGCUUUCCUGACUUCACAAUAUGUGAUUUUUUUUGGUGAAUUUACUUAAAAUCAAAAAUUUAUCAAUACAAGCCACGGACGAUACAAGGCCUUGAUGAAUUGAAGGACGAUAUCAUACGAGUAGAGGGAGAAGUUUCGGGACAGAUGCUGACCGACGUGAUGAGUUCGUUUCGCGAGUGCCUGCAUUCCUGUAUUGCGGCUAAAGGGCGCCAUAUGACUGAGAUUAUUUUCAAAACCUAAAUUUUAUUACAGAUAAAAAUACUGCAUACGUUUCUACAUUUUUUGAUGUAUUAAAAAUUAUUUUACUGAAAUUACUUUUAGCGUAGCAUCAUUUUGAAAAACAUGCGUUUGUUCUGACGGACCUAACCUAACCUAACCUAACCUAACCUAACCGUACUAUGGAUGUAGUUAUAUUAGCCGCUUGUUUUUUCCAAAAUAUCCUCCUACUUAGUGGUAUUUUUUCGGGCCAUACACGCUGGUGAACAUGCAAACCAAUCAGAAAAAUUAAUUUUUUCGUUUACAAAAUUGAAAAUUUUGAUUAAGAUAAUUGUCUUUUUACGAUUUUUCUUUAUUAUUAUUACUAUUUAUUUAAUGCUAAGCAACUUUGGUAGAACAAGUAGGUAAUUUUAAGUACUUGAUAUUUUUUUAUUUUUUUUAAAGGUAUUUUUAUUUGGUAGGUAUCUGUUAUUAAAAUCAUAUGACUUAAGAGAAAUGUUUGAAUAUUUAACACAUGGUAUAUUAUAAGUUAUACUUAGUGAUUUAAAAAACAAAUUUGGGUUUAAUGUAUUAGUUUUAGCUUCUAAGUAGAGUAAAGAAUGUAUAGGUUUUAAAAAAGUGUUUUUUUUAACUGUGAACCACUUUUAUUCCCGCAUUUUUCUUUCGAUUUUCAAAUAUAGCACUAUAAAAAAAAAAUCUGACUGCAGUAGUACUUUAGGGAGGUCGUUUUUUAAUUUUUUCCAGCUGUUUUUAUAACAAAUGGAUAUAAAACUAAAUUCUUACUCAAGUAACUACCUACCUAAUGAAGUAAAGAAAGAUAAGUCCCUAGGUUUACAAUUUAAAGUGAUCAAAAUUUUGUAAAUAUCGUCAUAAUUAAUGAAUACCUAAUAAUAUUAAGUCAACAUAGUUAGAUAAAUUGUACAUGGGCCUGAAAUAGAGAAGUGUGACAGAGAAGCACUCACUGGUUUGUGUGCAAAGUAAUAGAUUCUGCAUAUUUUGAAAAUCUGAACAUAACUUCUGGUUCCGCAAAUUAUGAUCAUUAUUAGUAUGUAUUUUUACUUUUGUACAGGUACCAUAAUCGAGUCCCAGACGUCUACACGUUAAAUCACACGGAAGAUGAUGAUGAUGACGCUUGUAAGAGCGUCGUGGACGUGAAGUUAUUCAAAAUUAUCGGAUUGUACCAACUGCUGCAGCCAUCCGGGAUCCACGUGAAAUGGUAUCGGAAAGUUUUGUUGGGAGUUUUGUGGAUAACUUUCGGUUUGCAGAUCGUGCAAAUCUACGGAUUGUAUUACGCACAAAAUGAUCUACGACGUUUCUCCAGUAUGACCCUGUUAGUGGUCUACGGCCUCAUGUGCCUAUACAAAGGGUUAGUGCUGGUAAACCAUGGGGACCGAAUAUGGUCCACUUUGGACCUAGCCCUGUACGGGUUCGUGUCAUCUGGUCAACGGAACCCGGCCAAGCUCGACCGGUGCAAGCACAUGCUAACACUGCUGCUCCGAAUGUUCAUAGUCUGCAGUUAUUUCACGCUAGUCAUCUGGAUCAUCGGUCCAUACUUCAUAGAGGGUAGUUUGUCUAUUACCAACCUAGACGGCACCGUCAGCAAUUACCGGUUAACAAUCAACAAUCUGUGGAUUCCUGUGGCCGACUAUGUGUACAACAUGUCGGCUAUCUGGGCUCUGCUUUAUCUAAUGGAAUCGUUUAUACUGGCCAUCAACGUGUUCUGUUGGACAAUAUUCGACUGUUACUUGCUCACCAUGUGUUUCGUGCUAAACGCCCAGUUCCAUACAAUAGCGUUUGUAUACGAGACGAUCGGCCACCAUUUACCACUACCGUCACCGAGCUUCGUCAUUUCGGGUUUGCAUACAAAAUAUCACUUUUUAUUUACAAUUAAUGCUGGUCUUUUACAGCUUCUGUACCAAAGAUCUUCACUACUUUGAAGCUUUUACAUACUCAAUUUUUACUAAUUUUCUUAAUAUUUCUAAAUUACUUGUUAUGCUUGGUAGUUGAGUCUUGAUCGAAUUUUUCUUGGUUUUUCUUGAAAGACAUAUACAUCUUUCAAGAAAAACUAAGAUGAGUAAAUAGUAAAAUACGAGUAGUAUACCAACUACAUAAUAUAACUAUACCUACACAUCGUUUUAAUUUAUUAUGCGAUUUGUUUUUGUGAUUUGUUUGUUAGUAUAAUUAACUAAUAUAUGCAUAUCAAUUUGCAUUUGCCGUUUUUAAUGCAUUAUAAGUAGGUACCUUCUUAAAAUAUAUGUUUUGAAUAAAAUAAAAUAAAUAUAACUAUUAUUGCAUGUGUAAAACAAUAAAGCAACUUGGACGGCAAUAAUCCUAAGACAAUAUUAUACCACAAAUUCUAUUAUAAAACCAGAUGGUACAUUUCUUAACUUACUGAUAACUUGAACCCACCUUAAUGCAGUAGGAUCACAUAUAGUGAAUAAACUAUUGUACAACACCUUUUACGAUAACUAUUGUAUCAAAUAAUAUUUAAUACAUAUUUUGCAUUAAAUAGGUAUACAAAAGGUCAAUACAAAUUAAUGGAAUUCCAUAAACUUAUCUGAAUUUUGAGUAGAUUUCAUUUACUGGUAAAUUGGUAUUAAUAUUUGGGCCUAUAUUUAUUCUACCUACAAUGUAGGUCAUACAUGUACAUCUUUGUAACUCUAUUAUAGAUUAUAAUUCGAUUUUAUCUAAUCUGUAACUAUAUAUUUAAUACUAUGUUUAAACUAUGUACAAUUAAAGAAUUAGUGAAAUAGUGAUUUAAGGAAACAUCAAUAAUACUUGAUGGCUGGAUGUCCAAAGAGUAGGUACGUUAUAUAUUUAGCAAUAAAUAAUUUAAAUACAAACCAGCACAGUUUGGCACAGAACAGGUUAGCUGACUCAAGAGUCAAUUUAAAAAAAACAAGGAGGAAGAAAAUGAUAUAAAAAUAAAACGAAUUUGUGUCUAUUACACUGGACGUAAGCCUGUUUAUUAAAAUGUUCUUUAAUAAUGCAAGAGUAAAAGAAUAAACAAAUAUGAUUUACAGGUAAUGCAAUUUAAAAGUGCAAAAUAAUAAAAAAAAAAAAUGUGCCUUUUUAAAAAUAUUGUAUUCAAUUAAAAUUUUGUUAUAAUGUUAGUUAUACAUAUACAUUUUAUUAUUAUUUCGCUGACCCCCAACCUACUCUCUUAAUAGAUAACAUUAAUUAACUAAUAAUCAAGUGAUUGUACCGAAUUCAUAUUUUUACAGUAUUUCACAACACAUUUUCGAUAUGCAAUACUUUUGAUACUCUUUAUUAUUAAAAUGAGAAAUCGCACGAAAAAAAAAUUGAAAGAAUGAGAGAAUUAUAACAAAUUAGUUAGAAAUAUAAAAAGCGUAGCCGUACAAACAGCUGAAAAAUCACAUGGGCAAGGAAUUAGGCACCAGUACUACGGUGUCAUAGCAAUAAGCGUCAUCAAUCAAUAUUUUUUUUAAAGAUUUUUUUUCGUAUGAGUGACCACUCUGAUUUUUGGUAGAUUUUGGUUUGUUUACAUUUUUGAGAUUACAUCGGCUGAAUAGCAGGUGUACCAUUUGGUUAUUUUUAUAUAAACUGUGAUUAUACUAUCCACAACGGGAGCGCGUGAAAAUAUGAAAUAUACAAAUCUGGAAAGUACAAAUCUUGAAUCCAGGGUUUUACGGAUAUCGAAAUCUGAACCUACAAACCUGGAAUGUAAAAAUAUGGAAUAUUAUAUUCAUACUCACUUAAUGUCACCAACUUCGAUUAAAACAAUCCAAAAACUGCAUAUCUAGUGCAUAUUUUUACUAAUGAUUAAUUACAGGCGUUUUUAUUGAUUUCCAAUAAGCAAUGUGAGGUUGGAUACAUUGAAUAAUUUUUGGUUUUUGCAUUUGAUUUAAGUUAGAAGUUAAAACUCUCCAGUAUCCUGUGUAUUAAGUUGAUGAAGUAAACUUGGUCAAUAUUUAUAUAUUAUAUAUCUAUAAUAUAGGAUGAUUCAUUUUGAUUUUAGAUUCUGAAUGGAGCGAAGAAGCUUAUAGUUUUACAAAGAUGUUUUUUUUUUUUUAUUCCUGCGCAACUAUUCUACCAAAAGAUUUGCUUGGAUGUUUACGUGUAGCACUUUUUCCGAUAGGAUAAUUCUAAUCAGCGUGAAAAGGUACUUUACCAGGUUUAAGGAGGUCAUUUUUAGAUUUUCUCAAGUUUUCCCAUUAAAUUUGAAAAUCCGAAAAAACAAAAAAAAAAAAAAAAUGUGAUAUUGCUGCGUCCGUCCCUAUUAUUUAAUAUAUGAACUUGUAGUUUCUUUUGUUACAUUAUAAAUAUAUAUCUACUUUUUUGCUGGCACGUCCCUGAAAGGAGACGAGGGGGGCGAUCGUCCCCCCUCAUAAGCCGCGUGAUACUCUUUUUUGUUGUACAAAAUAUUUAUAGUUCUUAAAUACGAAUAAGUAAAAAUGCAAAUGCUUCCAAAUACCAUAAAGAUGAUUUUUGAUCUUGGAAAUACUUUGAUUGAAAUAAUAAUGAAACACUUCUCAUUUAUAAAUGUCAAUAAAUAUUCUUUCAAGUGUGAAAUAGAAUUAUGGGAUACUAAGCGGAAACAAUAAAUUCGUAAAGAUAUAAUAAAAUAAUAUAGACAUUUUUAGAAUCAAAAUUGGAAAUGAUUAAUUUAAUUUAAAUUUUAGUCUUUGAGUGUAAAAAUCAAUGUACCUAUUGGAUUUACAAUGACAUUUUUUUUUUUUUUAUACUUUGAUAAAUAUUUUUACCAGAACUCUUACUGCAAUAUAUAAGUGUAGCACCAUUUUUUGAAAAAAAAUAUUGUUAAAUUUACUAGAAGGUACUUUAGAAAGUUUAUCUUUUGAUUUUUAAAGCAGUUUUCAUAAUAUCAGAAGAACCCAGGAUAAAACGUAAAAAAAAAACGGGAAAAUUUACGAAUUAUUUCUUUUAUUGUUCUUGAUUUUGUGUUUUGUUUUAAUUCACUAAAAAAAUAUUCGUAGAGACUUGAAAUUUGGACAAAAAACUUAUAUUUGUCAUUUUUGACGUGGUAAAAUUAUUGAGCAAUUUAUAGACAAUUUAAUUUUUCGAGUUUUGUCCGUAAUUUUUAUUCGGUAUGUACGCUGUGGAUAAAAUUGUUAGACCUAACAAAAAUACUUGAAAAUUUAACAUAUGAUUCAUUAAAAAUUAUACUUUUUGGCAAAAAAAAAAAUUUGAGCAGAGGCUAACUGGCUCAUCACUUUUAAAUAUUCAUCGAAUGGAAAAAAAUUGUUGAUUAAGCCGCUUGCAAAAUGCUGAUUAAAGUAUUUUGUACUUGGUCAUCUAAUUUUUUUUAUUACUUUUGUUGUUCAUAUUAUCAUUAUUUUAGUUAUUAUUUAUUUAAUGGCAAAAAAUAAAUUUAACUUUUAAAUUGCACUGUUUUACUUCAUUUGUACAAGAUAUCUGCAAUAUCCUAGCCUAAUAUAAGUUGAAAUGAUAUCAAACAUAAAGUUUUUAAGCUUUUGUUGACCAAAGCGGUGAUCUAUUCAAGAAUAAAAAUUGUUCGUCACCCCCUUCCAUGAAAUUUGACCCGAAAACGCCCUUGAAAAAUACUAUAACCCAGCUCCACUCAGAAUCCUUUUUUGUUGACAAUGCUUUAAUUUACUUAGAUACAGAUAUACAUUAAAUUUCCUUCAAUAUUCUAUCUUUUCACCUUCUCAUUUAUAACAGUAGUCCAUCCAUCGUGUGAAUUAUGCCAGUCUUUUUUUUUUAUCGAUCAUUAAUAUCAAAUUUAAUUAUUUCACCCCUCCACCUAUAACCAAGGUCUGAAUCAAGACGCCUCUGCUUUUUUGAAACUUUUAAGUGUAUUUAAAUCUGAUGUUUUCGAAUACUUAGAUUUUUUACAAUAUUUAAGGAGUAUUCUGUGGCGAAACCAACUUUGGAUUUUCAAAAUAUAUAUGAAAAAUAUUAAAAAUUCCAUAAAUAGACGGAGUAUUCCUCUAAGUAAAUUUUAGUGUCAACAUUUUUGAUUUCCGUCACCCCUUUAACGAAAUAUUCCCUUUUUAGGUAGGUUUAUGCAGUUUAGUUAGGGGGAGAGUAGUGGAGUAUUAUUUGUGUGGUGUCAUAACGCGUAGCAUUUGAUUAGUGCUCCAUUACUCUCCCCCUGUAUAAAUUUAAGAGUUGAAUAUCUUAAUGUUAUGGAAAAUCUAAGUAUUUGGAAAUGUCGGCUUUAAGUACACUUAAAUGGGGUGAGCAGGCUUAGUGGAUCUCCCUGUAUAUAUAUAUUAUUGUAUUUACUAUAAAAAAAAUAUUAAAUAUAUUAUGUCUAUGGUUUAGAAGUAAGCAAUACAAAAAAUGAAUAUGGCAAUAGGUAUUGUAUAAAUGUCUCUGCUACAAUUUUUUACCUAAGUAUGUUGUUUAUUUGUGUUUCUUAGAAUUUAACAAAUACUUUAAAUUUGAACUAUUUACUACAACGAAUUUUCUCAUUUUUGGCAAUAAUUUAAAAUUGCAAUUGAUAAAUGAUACAUAAAAAAAUUUAAACAAAUUCUUCAAUUCUCAAAUAAACUUUAAUGUUUAAUUUAAGAAUAUUUAAGAGGUAUUUAAGAAUUAAUUAUUGUGAUAACCAUGAAUCAUGAUACAGAAUAAUAAACUGUUUACAAUUAUACCAUAAUGAACUAGUUUAUUAUACUACAAAACAGAUAUAACGAUUAUAGUAAUGAUAAAUUUAUUAUAUUAUUCACGACUAUAAAGAUGUUAGUCCUUGAUUUUAAUUAUGAAAUUUGAAAAAUUGGAAUAUAUAUGAUGUAUAAUUAUAUAUAAAAAUUCAGAUUUUUUCAUUCGAAGUUGAUGACACUGAGUGGGUGUGAACAUUACUUUCCAAAUUUUUACAUUUCGGACUUUAUAUUCCAGGUUUAUACAGUUUAGAUUUCGAUAUCCGAAAAACCAUGGAUUUAAAAUUUGUACUUCCCAGAUUUGUACAUUCCAGAUUUUUACAGGUAUCCUCUACAACUGUGGGUAAAAUAUUUAUCAUUUAUGUAUACGAUAAUAUUUAAAAUUGUUGCUAAAUACAAUGGUUUAAAAAUUAGUACCUAAAUAAAAGUUUUUAUUUAUAUUGUUGUUACAGAUAUUCAUUUAAUGAAAAGUGAUGAAAUAAAAUUACAUUAUAAUGAUGAAUUGGUUCACAAUAUAAAAAAUGGCCAAAAAAUAAUGACGUACGUAUCUUCACAAAAGUGUUCAAUUACACAAUAAAACUAUAGUACCUGGGCUAACAAAAAGUGAUUCGCAAUUGUAAUGUGCCUAAAGUUUUCUUUUUUUUUCUUUUCUAUUCUUAAUGGUAUUAAAUUGGGAAUAUUAGGAGUAGCGAGUGAAUAAUACAGCGUUAUUUAAUAGUUAUUUAUCGCAUUUAGGUAAUAAAUGUUCGUUUUUUAUCCACGAUACUAAAUUUCACAACAAUUCAGUUAACAUUUGAAUCGAAAUUUAUGAUAUUAGAAAAACAGGUUAAGUAACCCGAACUAAAAACAAUAGCUAAGCGCUUGACGAUCGCGACUCACUUUUUAAAGCCUAGCUAAAGUCAAUAUCGUCGUGUUUGUGUGCAUGAUAAUUUUUGCAUAAUAUACUACGAGUAUAUACCAUAUAUCUACAUCUUACAUGUAUAAUGAUAAUCGUGGAACUCGUAAUCUAAAGCCUAUAUUGUGCUCUGUUCAUUCUAUAAAUUCAUAAAUUCUAAAAAGUAAAAAUGUAUACAAAAAAAUACAUAUUUGUUCAUAAAUUAUGCAGGUGGUCUAAAUUUUGCUAUGUUUUGCAUUUACCUGCAGUAUAUAAAUUGUAUAAUAAAUGAUUAGGACAUUGAAUACACGGGAGAUAUAAAUGACGGGCGUCAACUAAACCUGUAUGGCGGGGGAAUACUUUCUGGGCGGGGGUCAACUAAACCAGUACCUAUUUAAAAAAUAUGGCUAAUACCUACUCAAUAAUGUAUAUCAGCUGUUAUCAUAACUUUUAUUUACAUUAAACAAAUAAAAUAUUAUAUAAAUUUAAAUGUUUAUUUAGGAAACUUGAUGAUUUUUUUAACAUCGUUCGUCCUGUGGUCCUAGCCCAAAUAGUCAACGGUUCAACAUCAGUGAUUAUAUUAAUCUAUCAGAUCUCAUUAGUAAGUUUUUUUUGAUAAAUUCACUAACGUUUUUGGGUCGAAUAAACACGUACUCAAUAAUUAUACUUACUGAUUAUCUUUUAAACUGAAUUUAAAUUUUAUCUUUUUUUUUUUUUAAUUCAGAUGUAUAUUGAAGGUUCUCCGAUUAUAUCUAUUGAGUUUUUGAAACUUUUCUCUGGUUUUGUGUCACUUAACAUCGAACUUUACAUGUAUUGUUAUGCGUUCAAUCACAUACAAACAAAAGUACUAAUAAAAAAUAAUUAUUUUAGCAUAAAACUUAAAUUUGUAAAUUUUAUUUUAGAAAGAUACGUUGAAUUUUGGAUUAUACUGUAGUAAUUGGACUGAAAUGGAUAUCAAAUUUAAAAAAAAAUUGUUGAUAGCAAUGAACUUUAAUACCGCUCAUAAACAACAGAUAAAAACAAGUCCACAAUCGAUUAUAAAUCUGGAAAUGUUCUCCAAUGUAAAUGUCUUUUGA